Anoplophora glabripennis (Asian longhorned beetle) is the source of this 724-nucleotide messenger RNA. Its product is annotated as glutamate receptor ionotropic, kainate 5-like. The transcript is spliced from 4 exons. The record is from RefSeq and is a predicted model, not a curated record. Lineage: Eukaryota; Metazoa; Arthropoda; Insecta; Coleoptera; Cerambycidae. The coding region runs from base 1 to 636 and encodes 211 amino acids.
AUGACGACUGUAUUGAAAAUCCACCUUGGGGGUUAUCACAUUCUGAUAAUUACGAAGCUGUUAUGUAUCCCUGGUUCAAAGAAGGUUUUUUCUGGGGGAGAGGAUGAUAUACAAGCCAUUCACUAUUUAUACGGGGGCUCCGAUAGAAACUACACCAGUUGUAACUACACCAUCUGUACCAAGCCCAACAACAACAACGGCCACACCUACCCGCAAAAACCCCAGAGAGAAUUUUUUGUAGAUGCGCCUUAUAGAAGUGCUAUCAAUAAGGCCAUUUUGAAACUUCAUGAAAGUGGAAGGUUGAACGAUUUGAAAAAUAAGUGGUGGAAGGAAAACAGAAACGAACCCUCAUGUGAGAACUUCGAUACCGAGGAAGAAUCGAAUAGUGGGCAACUGACUUUGGCUGAUACUUGCGAUGUGUUUUACCUAUUGGGUGUUGGGAUAGUGAUAGCGAUUAUACUAGCCACAAUUGAGUUCUUAUGGAAUGUCAGAAAUGUAUCUGCUGAGGAACAUAUAACGUAUGGGGAAGCCUUGAAAAUGGAAUUGAAGUUCGCUUGCAAGGUCUGGAUAACGAAGAAGAGAACAAAGCAGGAAUCCCUAAGUGCUCCACUCUCGGCAGUGCAAGAGAAACAAUAAUAGAAUUAUCCCUGUUUGCUUAUUAUAGUCGAUAAUACUGUAAUAACACUGUUUAAUAAUUUUCAUUAAAAAUAACAAGGAAAAAUAA